CAGGUACUUAGGUGACGCCCGCUCUGGUAGUUAAGGCUUUGAAACUCAUUGGGAGGUUCUGACAAUUUAAUCGCGGAUCCUCUGCUUGCUAACUGUGCCUUACUUGCAUUUUCAACAAUUGUCUUCUCAUCAAGCUCGCCAGCGACCUUCAGCACUCCGGGGUGCCGCCUAUACGUCACAACCCCAUUAUGUCUCAAUCAUUGCGUCCAUACCUGUUGGCUGUUAGAUCCUCGCUAACGGCAGCACUCGCGAUAUCGAACUUCGCUUCUCAAACCUCCGAAAGACACAAUGUUCCCGAAAUUGAAGCCGCAACUUCUCCCGAAUUACUUCUCAACCCCCUUACAAUCUCCCGGAAUGAGAACGAGAGGGUCCUUAUCGAGCCCAGCGUGAACAGUGUCCGUGUCAGCAUCCGAAUCAAGCAGGCAGAUGAGAUAGAACAUAUCUUAGUCCACAAGUUCACUAGGUUCCUGACGCAGCGCGCGGAAUCCUUCUUCAUUCUACGGAGAAAGCCAGUGAAGGGUUAUGACAUCUCAUUCCUUAUUACGAACUUCCAUACCGAACAGAUGCUGAAACACAAACUGGUGGACUUUAUCAUUCAAUUUAUGGAGGAAGUGGACAAGGAAAUUUCGGAAAUGAAGCUCUUCUUGAAUGCCCGUGCCCGUUUCGUUGCCGAGUCGUUCCUGACACCGUUCGAUUAGAUCGCCCCAGCUUCAUGGUUGGCACAUGACCUUGAUCUUCCCUUCCUCUAAGGAACAUAUCGUGUACAGAAGUUUGAUGCAUGUUCCUUUCCGCAGUCGUCCAUAUUAUAUCUCGAAAUCAAAUUUGUAGCGACCAUUUCAUCUAUUAUAGGGAAAUCCAGGCUACAUAGAACCGAAC
Messenger RNA from Aspergillus eucalypticola CBS 122712, 876 nucleotides. Its product is annotated as actin-related protein 2/3 complex subunit 4 family protein. Gene Ontology annotation, molecular function: actin filament binding. Gene Ontology annotation, cellular component: actin cytoskeleton; Arp2/3 protein complex. The transcript is spliced from 6 exons. NCBI's taxonomy places the organism in Eukaryota, Fungi, Ascomycota, Eurotiomycetes, Eurotiales, Aspergillaceae. The record is from RefSeq and is a predicted model, not a curated record. Gene Ontology annotation, biological process: Arp2/3 complex-mediated actin nucleation; actin filament polymerization. The coding region runs from base 189 to 698 and encodes 169 amino acids.